Molecule: messenger RNA, 212 nt
Organism: Racocetra persica
Lineage: Eukaryota; Fungi; Glomeromycota; Glomeromycetes; Diversisporales; Gigasporaceae
Source: the annotation of a GenBank genome assembly
CUUAUGGGGUGGUGAUACUUACAAGUUACAAUUUCGUGAUAUUGAAAAGCGAGUUGAUGGUAGAUUACAGUUGCGCUUACAAAAAGAAAAGAAUAAUCAAGGUGGUAACCAAUUUACACCUGUAAAAGAUAUAUUAUUGUAUUUAUCAAAACAUCCUUCUGAAUGUCAAUCAACUGAUGCACUAUUUUUAGAAUGCAUUAGAAAACAAUCAG